This is a messenger RNA of Ornithodoros turicata, 1130 nucleotides long. RefSeq names its product DNA polymerase beta-like. The transcript has a single exon. The record is from RefSeq and is a predicted model, not a curated record. The coding region runs from base 80 to 1066 and encodes 328 amino acids. Lineage: Eukaryota; Metazoa; Arthropoda; Arachnida; Ixodida; Argasidae. Gene Ontology annotation, biological process: base-excision repair; double-strand break repair via nonhomologous end joining. Gene Ontology annotation, molecular function: DNA binding; DNA-directed DNA polymerase activity.
GAAGUAGCAGUGGUUGGUACCUUAAUGUCCGUCUGCUUCAGCUUGUGUGCAGAUUUCGUUUCGCUGUCUGGAAAUAGGCAUGGGAAAGAAGGGACAUUCGAGUUGCCCCAACAGUGACUUGUGCGCUUUAUUAUUAGAACUUGCCGAAUAUGAGAAAAAUGUCUCGAACAAUAUGUACAAGCAUAAGGCGUACCGCAAGGCAGCUGCGACAUUAGCAGAACACCCCACUCGCAUCAAGGACGGCAAGGAAGCCAAGAGCUUAGCAGGAAUCGGCGACAAAAUAGCUAAAAAGAUCGACGAGAUUUUACAGACUGGGAAAUUAGGAAAGCUGGAAAAAAUCCGUAGCGACGACACCAGCAGCGCUAUCGGAGCGCUUACUCGUGUAUCUGGUAUCGGACCAGCGGCAGCGAAGAAAAUGAUUGAACGCGGCAUCAAGAGCAUAGAUGAUCUCCGAAAACAUCAGGACGAACUCACUCAUCACCAAAGAGUUUGUCUGAGACACUUGGAAGAUCUUGAAAAACGAAUCCCGCGCGAAGAAAUAACUGAGAUAGAGUCUAAAAUUAAAAACGCAUGUCGCGAGCUAGAUAAGGACUACGAGGCAACAGUAUGCGGCAGUUAUCGAAGAGGUCUGCCCGACAGUGGUGAUAUUGAUGUGCUUUUAUGCCACAAGAAGUUCACCUCCAAAGACAAGAAGUGUCCCGAGCGCCUCCGGAAGGUCGUUGACCACCUGAAAGGGAUGGCGCUCAUCACGGACACGCUGUCGCUGGGCGACACAAAGUUUAUGGGCAUCUGUCGCCUCGAUAACUCUUGUCCGUUUCGCAGAUUGGAUAUGCGUCUCAUACCGCAGGACCAGUACGUGUGCGGAGUCUUGUACUUCACUGGCAGCGACGUUUUCAACACAGAAAUGAGAGCCCACGCUCAAAAGCACGGCUUCAUGCUCAACGAGUACUCCUUGCGCCCCAUCGGCUGCACGGGGGUACCUGGAGAGCCUGUACCCAUUGAGGAUGAGAAACAAGUCUUCGAGUACCUCGACCUCCCUUACAAGGCACCCAGCCAAAGGCAUUAGAGAUUCACAGGGUUAUUUUGUAAUUCCAAAAUUUGUAAAAAUAAAUUAUGUACCAGGUAAAUUA